UAGGGGUGUAGAUCGGACCCGGGAAGCGGAAUCCCGGCCUUGGUCUAGAGAUUGACCAAGACCCUUUCCCCUUCUCUGCCCAAAACCCCAGCCUCCAUCUGUGAGGCUUGCAACUUCCAGAAGUCCCUCGUACCUUCCAACCUAAUGUCUUCCGUCAAGUUUCGGUCCAGCGGUGGCUCCGCCCUCCUGGUGUCCCACGAGGAACUGGAGAAUCCGACGUUGGUCUGCCGAGGCGGGUUCGGCGCGGUAUUCCGGGCCCACCAUAGGUCGUGGCAUUUCGAUGUGGCGGUCAAGAUCGUGAACUCGGAGGUGAAUAUAUACAGGGAGGUGAAGGCCAUGGCAGGUCUGCGUAACACAUACGUGCUGGACCUCCUGGGGGUCACCGAGAACCUGGAGUGGGACGGCGAGUCCGGGCCGGGUCUGGUGACUGCAUUCAUGAACUAUGGCUCCCUGGUGGGGCUGCUACAGCCCCAGUGCCCUCGGUCCUGGCCGCUCCGCUACCGAGUGCUGCAGGAAGUGGUGCUCGGGAUGUGUUACCUGCACAGUAAAAACCUCCUGCACCGGGACCUCAAGCCCUCCAACGUCCUCCUGGAUCCAGAUCUGCACGCCAGGCUGGCAGAUUUUGGCCUGUCCACAUUUCAGGGAGGCUCAUGGUCAGGGGUGGGGUCCACGGAGCCAGGGGGCACUCUGGCCUACCUGGCCCCAGAGCUGUUAGCUAAUGUAAACCGGAAGGCCUCCACAGCCAGUGAUGUCUACAGCUUUGGGAUCCUAAUGUGGGCAGUGCUAGCAGGAAGAGAUGCUAAGGCGGUGUCCCAGACAUCACUGGUGCGUGAAGUAGUCUGUAAGGAGCAGAUCCGGCCUCCACUGGCAGAGCUGCCCGCGUCCAGGCCUGAAACUCCUGGCUUAGAAGGACUGAAGGAAUUAAUGCGGCGCUGCUGGAGCCAUGAGCCCGAGGACAGGCCCUCCUUCCAGGAAUGCCAACCAAAAACCGAAGAAGCCUUCCUUCUAGUGCAGGGCAAGAUAAAUGCCUCUGUCACCACGGUAAAGGAGUUUCUGUAUGACCACAGGAGCAGCAGCAGGAGAUUAUCUGCCCCAGAGUCAGGCCAAGGAGGAACAGAAAUGGAUGACCUUGCGGGGACCACAGGAAGCCAGUACUCUUAUAAUAAUUUCAUGGUUUCUGAGAUGAUAAAGAACCUGAAUCUGGAGCAGUACCCCAGCUCUGUUCCUGAAAAAUGCGCAAGCUUUGCUGAGAGAAGCAGGGCACAGGAAGAGCAGAUUCAGCAUGCUAGGGUGGCAGGGACAACUUCAGAUUCAAUGGCUCAACCUGCUCAAACUCCACAGACCUCAUCUUUCAGAAACCAGAUGCCCAACCCCACCUUGACUGGAACCCUAGGUCCUGGACCCCAAGGGAAUCAGGGAGCUGAGAGACAUGACAUGAACUGGUUCUCCAGGGCCCUGGGGCCAAAUCCAACAGCAGGAAAGGGCUCUGUUAACUUAUACCACUGCUCUGCGGUGCAGAUUGGAAACAACAACUACCUGACUAAGCCACAGAGAACUACCUUGUCCAGGCAAGGCCUGGCACCUUCGGGCGUGGGUAGGGGCUGGCAGCACCCCAGACCCAUGGCUUCAAAAGAAGGCCCCAAAGAACCUGAAGCCUGGAGUGGGCCACAGGGCCAGUAUAAUCAUAGUGGGAAUUAAAGCACCUUCUAAGCUGCCUGCAGAGGUUGAGGAAGAGCACCACGCCUUGUGGACCCCGACUUCCUUCAAGAGCAGUCAUGCCUGCGCCCAAACUGACUGUGAUGUGCUCCCCAGAUCCACAAAUGUGAGUCAAUAAA
Messenger RNA from Lemur catta (Ring-tailed lemur), 1835 nucleotides. It is a transcript of the gene RIPK3, whose product is annotated as receptor interacting serine/threonine kinase 3. The record is from RefSeq and is a predicted model, not a curated record. Gene Ontology annotation, molecular function: ATP binding; JUN kinase kinase kinase activity. Bases 145 to 1698 code for a protein of 517 amino acids. Lineage: Eukaryota; Metazoa; Chordata; Mammalia; Primates; Lemuridae. Gene Ontology annotation, biological process: protein phosphorylation. The transcript has 10 exons.